GGAAGCAGGAAUAAGGGUAAAUUAGCAAUUAUCUCGGGUGACUCCAGAUUCCCUGUUUCCCACUGUCCGGCUCACUACUCCUCUUCCUCCUCGCCCACCGAACAUUUCGAACCAUAGCGGCCAAAGAAUCCACACUCCUGCCCACUCCUGCCUCCGGCGGGUAGAACCGAGUCUUCGGGCGCGCGUCAUUUUUCCAUUUUCUCCAUUUAAGUAUUCCAUUCGGUAUUUCUCUUUACUUAGGUAUUACUGUAUUCACGCUACUCUGCGUAGUACACUCCUACAGCCCUCCAAGUAGGUUAGCACACCGAGUCUUAGUUCAUCCUCCUUUUCAUCCCAAGUCAAAAUCAGCUUGUCAACCCGUACAGUAGAUGCUCAUGCUCAUAUUCUUACAUUCUUAUACGCGCGGAUCACCCGUCUAUCAAAGUGCGCGCUAAUGCAGACGAUUAUGAAAUGAUAACCGAGGUAGAAAGAGACUCGAGCUUCUGAACCUUCAGAGACUUGAAACAAACUAGGUACAAUGCAGCAAACUCACCUUGUCUCGUCUAUCUAAUAUUAUUUAACAUGUAAUACUUACAGGAAGCAGUUCCUGAGUUUCCACACAGAUGCAUGCAUGCACCGCCCCAUGUUUGGAGUGGCUUCAUCAUCUACUUACUGACCUUUCUACCUGCUUACCCAGAUACCUAGUACCUAAUGAGGGCCAGUUGGAGGGUAGCCCUUCGCUGGAAAAAUCGGAUAAAAACCUGCGUUGCGCUGCUUGUCCCCGAUCCAACCUGCCGGGUGUGCCACACGUUACCUUGGUACCUAUCGGAUCCUAACCUUCCCACAUACCAGGUAGGUAAGUACUGCAAGUACUUCGUAUGGCACACCACCAACGCUCAUUUCCACUGCUGUUUGAGAACAAAUGACCUCUCCCUUGGGUGGCUUUCGCAAUCUGGCCUUGUCAGUAUCCGCUGCACACGAAGUACAUUAAGUAUUCACCGCAGAUGACAAACAUCAGGCCACAAUAGUCGGCUUUCAUUGCCACCAGCUUGGGACAGUGAGCCCGUUGUUGAACUACCGAGUGAGGCUAUGGUGACAGACACUUGGGUGUGCCAG
Xylaria bambusicola is the source of this 1095-nucleotide messenger RNA. RefSeq lists its product as uncharacterized. The transcript has a single exon. NCBI's taxonomy places the organism in Eukaryota, Fungi, Ascomycota, Sordariomycetes, Xylariales, Xylariaceae. The record is from RefSeq and is a predicted model, not a curated record. Bases 691 to 987 code for a protein of 98 amino acids.